This is a messenger RNA of Amaranthus tricolor (Joseph's coat), 1052 nucleotides long. RefSeq names its product GRF1-interacting factor 2-like. Gene Ontology annotation, biological process: positive regulation of transcription by RNA polymerase II. Lineage: Eukaryota; Viridiplantae; Streptophyta; Magnoliopsida; Caryophyllales; Amaranthaceae. The record is from RefSeq and is a predicted model, not a curated record. The coding region runs from base 193 to 732 and encodes 179 amino acids. Gene Ontology annotation, molecular function: transcription coactivator activity. Gene Ontology annotation, cellular component: nucleus. The transcript has 4 exons.
AUUUGUUAUAGGAGUAAACUUCAAUUUGGUGACUUCUGCCACUGCCGCCUUUGGCAGUUCCCUUUAUUUUCUCCUUACAUCCCUGAAAGUCUCCGACAUUUUCUCUGCCAAUCCCUACAAUUUCUGCCUUUUUCUAGGUUUUCCAUUGGUUUAUUUCUCAAUCCCUCCUCACUGAAUACUAGUAACAACAAGAUGCAGCAGCAACAAUCUCCUCAAAUGUUCAACAUCCAACCUGCACAACCCCCCGUCACCAUUACCACUGAACAAAUUCAAAAGUAUCUGGAUGAAAACAAGCAGUUGAUUUUGGCUAUUAUGGAAAGUCAGAACUUGGGGAAAAUCAAUGAAUGUGCUCAGUAUCAAGCUCAGCUUCAGAAAAACUUGAUGUACUUGGCCGCAAUUGCUGAUGCUCAGCCGCCAGGGCCCUCUCAGCAACAACAGAUGCCCGUGCAAUCGUCCAUGCCACAAGGCCAUUUCAUGUUACCUCCCAAAUCUGCAAUUACUCCUCAGCAAGCAAGUCCAAGAUUACCCUUCAUGAUGCAGUCGUUUGAUCCGCAGUCACCCCAGAUGCAAUACCAACAGUCUAUGGCAGGUGCAAUGGCAAUGAGAAUGGGUGGUAACAACAGCUUACACCCGGCAUUCCCCCCUGCAUUCGGAACUCCUCCACAUAUAACGGAUGCUCAUGGCAGACAAUAUGGCUCCGAAGCUAGUACCGGUGAAGAACAUGGAAAAUGAUUUAGUGAGGCGUGGCCGAAAGAAUCAAGGAUCUUCCCUGGCUUGUUGUGGGUGAAAAGUUUUGCUGCGUAAAAAUAAGGAAUAGUUAUAAAUUUUACCUAGCUGGUUGGUUUGUCUUGAAAUAGGAUAUAUACUUUGCCAAAUACCAUGGUUAACAGUUUUUCGACGAAGAGCGUAAUUUGCUUUGUACAUCAUCAGCUGAUUUGCAGGUUAUUGUAUGUUUUUAUAAUCAAAGAUUAAGGCCGGAUGUAGAACUACCGCUUCUCAGUUUUCACAUUUGUAAUGAUAUAAUGUUCAUGAACUGAUGCAACUUGCAAGUA